Molecule: messenger RNA, 630 nt
Organism: Pocillopora damicornis (cauliflower coral)
Lineage: Eukaryota; Metazoa; Cnidaria; Anthozoa; Scleractinia; Pocilloporidae
Source: RefSeq, a predicted model, not a curated record
AUGCCCCCCGGAACAGAUCUGGGUGAUACAUACCUUGCCGUAAAUUUGACGGUUGAUCACAACCAACUCUGCGCCCUAGAUGUUCUGGGACCAGAGGACAGACCAUCUACACACCAGAGCGAUGUCCACGAAGAAUUCAAGGAGCAACUAGCAAGGAGUCCAGACGGUCGAUACGAAACUGGACUUCCUUGGAAAAGGAACUGUCCUGAGUUGCCCAAUAAUUAUGCGGACAGUGUGCGCAGAGUGAACUCUCCUCUACGGAAAUUAAAGAGAAUUGAUAUGCCGGACCAGUACGCCGACAUUAUUCGGGAGCAGCCGGAGGAAGGAGUGGUUGAGAAGGCACCAGCAAAGGUAACAGGCAAAGAAUUCUACAUGCCCCAUGGAGCGGUAAUACGCGAGAAUGCAGAAUCAACUAAGCUACGAGUGGUAUAUGACGCCUCGGCCCGUGUGUAUGACGGUGUACCAUCAUUGAAUGAGUGUUUACACACCGGUCCCCCACUACAGAAUGAACUUUGGAGUAUUAUUGUCCGCAAUAGAUUCCAUCCUAUUGCAGUAGCCGGAGAUAUGCGCAAGGCCUUCCUACAGAUACGAGUCAAGGAAGCUGAACGUGACGCAUUGAGAUUCCACUAG